AUGCCGCCCAACGCGUACUUUGAGUGUGGCACCUGCGACAAAGCCUUCCCCGCCGGAUUGCGAGCUCGCGACAAGCACUGCCGCUCGACAGGCCACUCGCCCCCGAACCUAGAGUGCGACACAUGCCACCGUUGGUUCUGGUCCGAACGCGCCCGCCAGCAGCACAUGGACGCUCUCGACCACCGCGUAUUCUCCUGCUCCGUGUGCUCCGAGACGUGGCCUUCGCAGGAUGCAUGCACCGAGCAUGAGCAUGACGACCACCUCUACUGCGCCGACUGCGAUCGCUACUUUCAGUCUGACAACAACCUCAGGAUGCACCUCAACUCACGCGUCCACAGGGGCCUGACCGUCCUCUGCCCCUUUUGCUCUCGCCUCUUCUCCACCGCCACCGGCUUGACCCAUCAUCUCGAGACGGCCUCGUGCCCCAAGGCCCCGCAGCUCAACCGCGACGAGCUGUUCCGUAUCGUCCGCUCCAAGGACCCCGGCGGCAUCAUCUCCAAGAACCUCCUCGAGUGGACCAGCUCCUACGAGUACGAGGUAGACUCGGGCUCGUGGAACGGCCGUGGCUACGAGUGUUUCAUCUGCGGCCGCGUCUUUGGCCGUCUGUCGAGUCUCGAGCAGCACCUCAACUCGCCCAUCCACCAGCAGGAGCUCUACCAUUGCCCCAACACCUCGUGUUGCAUGAACUUCAAGACCCUGGCCGGAAUCAUCAACCACCUCGAGAGCGAGUCCUGCCGCUUCAUCAAGUUCGAGCGCGUGCAGCGCAGCGUCAACAACUUUGUCAGCAGCAACCGUCUCCUUUCCUUUUGA
This is a messenger RNA of Hirsutella rhossiliensis, 810 nucleotides long. RefSeq names its product zinc-finger double-stranded RNA-binding domain-containing protein. Lineage: Eukaryota; Fungi; Ascomycota; Sordariomycetes; Hypocreales; Ophiocordycipitaceae. Bases 1 to 810 code for a protein of 269 amino acids. The record is from RefSeq and is a predicted model, not a curated record. The transcript has 3 exons.